UGACACGUGACACUGUCACAAAACCCUGCUCAUCGUGUGCCACGACGAGCAACAUCUUCUGACCGCUUCGGAAAUGAGUUCAGAAAGAUUUUCAGCGGUUCACGCCGCGGAUAUGGAGAUUCUCGUGCGACGAGGAAUGACCAAAGGAUACGAACUAUUUUCUCUACUCACUCCACCAGCAUACGUUGCUUUCGUGCUCAUGCGAAAAGGCAAAGCUCACUUCACCGUCAACCGCUUCCUUCGUGCGACAUGGGUAGGCGGUGCAGUAGGAUGUGUAGGAGGGGGCGCGUUCGAGUAUAUCCGCUCGUCCCGGGCCAGUGAAGCCUCUGUGAGGAACCGGCGGAUGCAACGCGCCUACGACACUGCCUCAUUACGUGCCGACGACCACUCUACUAUCGGCGCAAUAUUGUGUGCGGUUCUGACACCGGCAAUCCUCUGGAACAGAGCGAGCACGGUGAACUUGGUGCUUGGUGGUGCUGGGAUCGGUUCUGCUACUGGGCUCCUGACACACUACGGACGAACAGUGACAGGUGAUAUAGUCCCCACAAAUUCCCGAGAUUCAUCGUGAAGCAUAAUCCCUUCCAUCGGACAAUUGACAGUUUGGUCGAACAGGCAGCCCCACUACCCUGCAGACAUGCCCGCAAGUGAUAAAACCUAUAAUACAUGGCACCCAAAAACCCC
This is a messenger RNA of Suillus paluster, 681 nucleotides long. RefSeq lists its product as uncharacterized. NCBI's taxonomy places the organism in Eukaryota, Fungi, Basidiomycota, Agaricomycetes, Boletales, Suillaceae. The transcript is spliced from 4 exons. Bases 74 to 568 code for a protein of 164 amino acids. The record is from RefSeq and is a predicted model, not a curated record.